Messenger RNA from Ornithodoros turicata, 729 nucleotides. RefSeq lists its product as uncharacterized. Bases 1 to 729 code for a protein of 242 amino acids. The record is from RefSeq and is a predicted model, not a curated record. The transcript is spliced from 2 exons. Lineage: Eukaryota; Metazoa; Arthropoda; Arachnida; Ixodida; Argasidae.
AUGGCCACUGAUGCCGCCGGAGAUUCCACGUCGCAAGGCGUUCGAGCAACGGCUGGGUACCUGGGACACAUCGAGCCGUUCGAUCCGAACACGCCAGACGCCUGGGACUGCUACUUGGAACGCAUGAAUCUCUACUUCGAAGCAAAUGGAAUCACGGAGGAAAGUCGUAGGAGUGCAUUUCGCCCCGCAACCCUCGGAGACCCUUCGACGAUUCAUUUUCACAAGAGAGAUCAGCGCGAAGGGGAGAGCAUAACGAAAUACAUGGCCGAAAUCCGAAGACUCAGUGAGUUCUGUAAAUUCACGGAUUUGGAUGAUAUGUUUCGAGAUCGUCUGGUCUGCGGCAUCAGGGAUCAGGCGACCCAGAAGCGUUUAUUCGCAGAUCCUCGUUUGACACUGAAGUCUGCUUUGGAGUUAGCCCUAGCUGCAGAGGCGGCUAACAAGAACGUUUCCGAGAUCAAGGAAUCUACGAGAGACAUCAACUACACUUCGAGUCAUCCGAAGACUAAAGCAAGCAAGCAGCAGAAGUCCAGAUUGCAAUUUCCCAACAGGACAAGGAACAUCUGUAUUCGCUGUGGACAGUGCCAUGGAGGCCAGAGCUGUCGUUUCAAUGAUGCAACCUGCAACUUCUGCAAGAAGAAAGGCCACUUGGAGCACGUUAUGUUUCAAGGAGGCUGCUACGAGAGCUUCACCACAAGGACCGGUGCAUCAUCUGCAGGACGAGAUGCCUGA